UUAUUCUUCGUCUUCUUCCAACUCUGGUAUCUGUUACCAGAAUCAGCAGCAUCAAUGGCCAUGGCUUCCUCUCAUCUUUCCUGCACUAACAUCUUCCUCUCAUCCUCCCGCGGCGGAGGCUCCGGCGCCGGAGCCGGCGGAAACCGCAAUCUCUCCGUUCAAACGAAUUGUCUGUUUUCGUCCUUCAAGCCGAAUGCGUUACCACUUUCUCUUCGAAAAUCUCAAUUCAACAAACCGCUUUCUGUUAGAGCCACAGCUUCUGAAUCCAAAUCUGAGAGAAGACAAGUCGAGAUAGUAUACGAUGUUGAAGAGAGAUUGAAUAGAUUUGCUGAUGAAGUUGAUAAAGGCGCUGGACUUUCAAGGCUUACUUUGUUUUCACCUUGCAAGAUCAACGCGUUCUUGAGGAUAACUGGCAAGAGAGAAGACGGAUAUCAUGAUUUAGCUUCUCUUUUCCAUGUAAUAAGUCUAGGAGAUAAGAUCAAGUUCUCAUUGGCGCCUUCAAAAUCGAAGGAUCGACUUUCCACCAAUGUGUCUGGAGUCCCUCUUGAUGAUACAAACUUGAUCAUUAAGGCACUUAAUCUGUAUAGAAAGAAGACUGAGACAGACAAUUUCUUUUGGAUUCAUCUUGAUAAAAGGGUUCCAACUGGUGCUGGGCUUGGCGGUGGGAGCAGUAAUGCUGCCACUGCUUUAUGGGCUGCGAAUCAGUUCAGUGGAUGUUUAGCUACUGAAAAGGAGCUUCAAGAAUGGUCGAGUGAAAUUGGUUCAGAUAUACCUUUCUUUUUCUCCCAUGGAGCUGCUUAUUGUACUGGGAGAGGUGAGAUAGUUGAAGAUAUUCCAGCACCAUUUUCAUCUGACAUUCCAUUGGUUCUUGUAAAACCUAAGGAGGCAUGUCCAACAGCCCAGGUUUACAAGAGUCUUCAACUGGAUGAAAGUAGUAAGAUUGAUCCAUUGUAUUUACUGGAGAAGAUCUCGAAAAAUGGAUUAUCUCAAGAUGAUUGUGUAAAUGAUUUAGAACCUCCGGCUUUUCGAGUUCUUCCUUCUCUGAAAAGACUUAAACAGCGGAUGAUUGCAGCUGGUCGUGGGCAAUAUAAUGCUGUUUUCAUGUCUGGAAGUGGAAGUACUAUUGUUGGAGUGGGUUCUCCUGACCCUCCUCGUUUCAUCUACGACGACGAGGAAUAUAAAGAUGUUUUUAUAUCGGAGGCCAGCUUCAUCACGCGUGGAGUUAAUCAGUGGUACACCGAAGUUAUUUCACCGAGCUCAGAGGAGACACCAGCGGUUUGAUAAUUAAUCUCGAAUCAAUUGAAUAAUAAUAAUAAAACUGACUUAAAGUGAGAUAUUAUGUUUAGAUAAAGAGAAGAGAAGUUAUGGCUUUCUUUCUAUUAUAGUGUGUCUUAAGAAUACCUAAAAGAAAACAUGUAAACUUCAAUUAUGUUUUAUACAAAAGAAACCUAAUGGUGGUAGUCUUUGGGGUGUCGUUU
Molecule: messenger RNA, 1478 nt
Organism: Impatiens glandulifera
Lineage: Eukaryota; Viridiplantae; Streptophyta; Magnoliopsida; Ericales; Balsaminaceae
Product: 4-diphosphocytidyl-2-C-methyl-D-erythritol kinase, chloroplastic/chromoplastic
Exons: 11
Coding region: 55-1281 (408 amino acids)
Biological process (GO): terpenoid biosynthetic process
Cellular component (GO): chloroplast
Molecular function (GO): ATP binding; 4-(cytidine 5'-diphospho)-2-C-methyl-D-erythritol kinase activity
Source: RefSeq, a predicted model, not a curated record